UCAGUUGCAUUUGGAGCUAACGGGAUAGUGGCCUCGAUCUGUCGAUGGAGAUUCACUUAGUGACUUACUGAACGUUAGAUAACAUAACUGUGUAUGUGAAGAGGGGAAUAGGCGUCAUUAAAUUCUUCCCUUCAGUCCGCUAUGUAAACUUGCUGGGGAUCUCCGAAUAGAUAUAAAUGGUUCUGUGUAACCCACUGACUUGACCAGGUGAAACGUUAUCCGCUUUCUACGGAUUAUACGGUCUACUGUUUAUUCAACGCUGAACGUUACAUCAGCUUAUUAACAGCUUUCAUCGGACGACAACCUCAUAUUGUUAAGGAGAAGAAGAGGAACGAAGCAGAGAGCCUGGGGGAGGAGAAGGAGGAGGAGAACCAGAGAGCAAAAUGAGAAGGUUUUGGCGCUUGCUUCUCCUUGUGGUCGUAGCAACGGGAGCGCAGGAGAGCGAACAAGGGCUCCUGAAGGGUAUGGUCUCCAGCCUCCGGAAUUUCCCCGUCAUAGGAAAUGUCUUCCGGGCAUCGGUGGAUCCCAUCUACAGGCCCAUUCUCAAUCACUUUCAGCCAGAGAUCGAUGACAGAGAAGGCGAGAGCGGAAGCAGUGAAAUCUGUUUUGGUGAGAUCGGUUGCAUUUACAACGGCAUAGAAUUCUUCCAUCCGAUCCAUAGGCCCAUUAAUCUUCCACCCAACAGCAGGGAAGAAAUCAACACGCUCUUCACCUUAGUCACGCGAGAAAACACGAAAGGAACAGUAAUCGAAGCUCUGGACAUCACGGAAGUCCUCAACACGACAUUCAGCUCGACGAGGAAAACCAAGAUCCUCAUUCAUGGAUUUCUGGACAGCAACGGCGUUACCUGGAUGCUAGACAUGAUGCGGGCAUUACUUCUACACGAUGAUCUUAACGUCUUCAUGGUAGACUGGUCUGGGGGUUCCAGAGCUCUCUACGCACAAGCAACUGCAAACAUUCGUGUGGUGGGUCUAGAAGUUGCUCACCUUGUCAACUGGCUCAAGGACAAGGCUGAACUUCAGCCCAAGGAUGUACACAUCAUCGGACACUCCCUGGGCGCCCAUACUGCUGGAUAUGCUGGCGAGAGGAUCUCGUCGCUUGGAAGAAUCACGGGUCUGGAUCCAGCCGAGCCAUUCUUCCAGUAUAUGCCACCAAUAGUUCGUUUGGACCCUACCGACGCAAACUUUGUUGAUGUGAUUCAUACCGAUGUUGAAUCCAUCAUAUUCAUUGCUCAAACCAUAGGACUCGGGCUAUGGCAGCCCAUAGGCCAUAUCGAUUUUUAUCCUAACGACGGACGAAAACAGCCUGGUUGCAAUUCAUUAUAUCACGUUCCCUUCACGGCUCUAACGGACGGCUUAGAUUUAUUUGAAGGUUUAGAUUCAGCCCAGAAGGAAAUCGUGGCCUGCAACCACAACAGAGCUCCUAAACUCUUCACGGAUUCGAUUCGGUCUAAAUGCCCCUACAUGGCAUUCCAGUGUAAUUCUUAUCAGCAAUAUCUUAAUGGCAACUGUCUGACUUGUGGUGAAGACGGCACUCUAUGCGCGCGCAUGGGCUAUUACGCGGACACUUGGACGGGCGCUGAAAACCAUUCAUACGCCUCGUUCUACCUUUCGACCACCUCUGGACCAGACUAUUGUGUAUAUCAUUACCAACUCAAGAUUGACCUCGGAGAUCCGGACAGAAUAGGGGGACGCCUACGGGGAAGACUCAAGGUGUCGUUCUUUACCGAAGAAGGAAAUAUCAGAGACUUCGAUCUCACUCCAGAUAACCCUGGAACCUUUGGUCGUGGGGAGUCCUACUCGUAUAUGCUGGAACAUACUGAAGACCUGAGUUCCUCAGCCGAUGCAUUAGUGCACUGGACUUACGAGACAGACGUUUUCAAUCCACUGAGCUAUUGCGUCCUCUUCUGCGAUCAGAGUCUCCCUCUAGCUAAACUCACGUUCACAAGUAUAGAUACAAUGAAUACGGGAAUUGGUGAGAAGGAGGACAGCGUCAUCACUGGAGCUCCUGAAGGAGUCAGCAUGUGCCACCGGCAGGGAGAAGAGGUCAUCCGUGUUAAAAGUGAGGAAAGCGUCAGGGUGGUUUCGUCUCCUCUUUGCAAAGACAUAGCGGAGAUCACUCCGAUUCAUAGUGUUAGAAACCAGACUCUGCAACUCCUCAAUGCUGGCAUUGAGGUCUUGAACCAUUACCUCAAUAACAAGUGAAAAAGAGAUUCCUGAUCAGGCUUUAGUGACAAUUCGGUAGUUAUUUCUAAUGUGAUGAUCUCAGUUAAUGAACUAAUAACAAAAUCACUGAGAGCUUUCAGUGGCUUAAAUACUGAUUGAGCAAGCUAUCACGAGUUCAGCAUCGCCUCUGACAAGGAAUGUUGACAAACUCUGAUUGCCACUAGAAUCCUACACAAUGCUAGUAAAUCAUUAUGAUAUCAAUACAGCACUAAACAUUUACUGACGGACCUGUCUUUAAGAAAAAUAUAAACAUAAAACCACUAUGCGAAUUUCAUACAGGAAGGAAAAUAGUUCCAGUUGCUUAAUAUACGACAAAAUCAAGCUCUCAUACGAUGAAAAUAUAUGAAACAGAAGGUUAUUUGAAGGGACAGUGAAAAGAAGUUCUCUUUCUUUUUAACAAUUUUCUUUCUACACGAAUGGGGGCAGACAUGAAAAUAUCAGAAUGAGUAGACACAAAAUGUUAUUUUAGAUCUCGUGUUGUGAACUGCGAUGAUUAAUUACAUACCUUGUGCUCUUCAGGUAGUUAACACUUCAUCAUCUGUCCCAUUCCAUAAAACAAACGAUUACAACUGAACUCCAAUCCUAUUUUGUUACUCGUGUGCAUUCUCUGACAACAUUGGUGAUUAUACAUAUAUUCCCCAAUUCUGUUGCAUAAUCUGAAUUAAAAGAAGAUAUUUUAAUUUGGAUGUUUCAACAUAAUUUUAAUACCGGAAAAAUUUCAUGUCUUUUACUUGGAUUACUAACAAAUCAAACCGUCCAAUUCUUAGUUAUAUCUGAUGAGAUACCACCAGACGUCGAAAGGAUCAUUUCAGCCUGUUUCUUUGUUGUACUGCGUCAACACAACGGCUUAAUCUCAGUGACGAAUUGUUCAGGUCCUGGAGACAAAGGCCAGUGAAACGGAUAACCCAGUAUCUUCCCUUAGCCAAGGCCUGGAGUGAACAAAAAAAUGGAGGGAAGAGGCGGCAGGCCCUUGAAAACAUGGAACAGUAGAGAAAAUAAAAUUUAGCAGUCACUAUUCCACCACCACUUUAACAGAGUUAAUUGGAAAGAAGGGUGCCUUUGAAGAGUUCAAGGGAUCUCCGGCUGCGGUGAGGCCUUAUGAUCGAUAGAAAGAUUACCUGGAUUCGCUGUUGAAACGGAGACAAAGAAUAAAAACAAUAAUAUCAAGACCAGUGAAAAGCCAUUUUUGUCCGCUUCGCUAUAUUUUUGGAGAAAAUAAGAUCCGCUAUUAUGUUGGGACAUAGCCAUGGAAUUACUUUACAUUUGAAGUUCCCAUUUGAGGUAUUGCAUUUUAGAUCACGCAAGGCUCCAAAGCUGUUUCACUGAUCUGGAGGCUAUCGAUUGGUACCUUUGACACAUUCGAAAUGUGGAGUAAUUACCUCGCCCAACAAUUUGAAGGUUUGUGUUGGCGUUUGUGAAUAGACGUUUUCGUCCCUUUACUCAUAAAAGCCCUUUUUAACAUUCUUAGAUUAUCUUAGAAAGAGAGCUUAUAAAAUUCAUAUGACAUUACGCUAUAUUCUGAACUGAAAAAUGGUGCACUUAACAGAAAAUGUUGUUGAUAUAUUUUCUUGAAGAAUUUUUUCUGGGUAACCUAAAGUUUACUAAUGCUAAAAAGGUGUCCUCAAUCCGUUGUCAGCAGAUGCAAUGUCUAUAAUAAAAUAAUGCUGAAAUAUUUGUUCAGGAAGUUUUAGAAAAUGUACUAUGAAAUAACCAAUGGAUAAUAUUAAAGAAAUGUGAUUAAGCUUGCAUAGCAAAUGUAGAUGGAAAUGAUGAAGUGUAAGCAUUUAAAAAUGAGAAUAAUUAUGACAAUACUGGUUCAGAUUAUUAUAUGGAUGUAAGUUUGAAAUGUCACGGGUUAAAUUUACAAAUCCGUUGAUAUCUUGAACUGUAGGAAGUUUUAGCAUAAUUAGUUUACGUUAAAUGUAACAAACCUUUAGGUUAUUUUACGAUAACUAUGUACUUCACAAGGCAACGAGAAAAAACAUGAGGAAUAAUGAAACAAAAAGGUUGUGGACAGACUAGGGUAUUCGUUACCCGAGAAUGAUGUUUCCUGUCACAAGUUUUUGUUUCAUAUGACUUUGCAAAUUGACGUUUGUAGUUUCUUUCGCAAACAGGGAAUUGUAAUGUGAUAUACUAGAAGUACAUGCUAGGGAUGAGGUUAAUGAGACAGAAACACACAAUCUGUUGGAGCUUGCACAGACACAAAAUUCCAAUAACCCAAAUAAAAAUUUGAAUAUACUUCAAACGUAAUUAGAGUACUUGAUGAAUCAAAUUUUACUAGAGGAGUUUACUUUGAGAGCUAUAUCAUUAGUGAUGGGAUUCCUAAAAAGCAUUAUUAUCUUGUAAACAUUCGUGCCCGUGGCCAGUAUAUUGUACUAAGGACUAUAACAAAAUCUUUUUUAAGAAAAGAAGACUUAAAAAUUAGGUAUGGAAUAGAAUAUUUGCUUUCUAUCCGAAUUUGAGUGAUUACCAUUGAUAUGAAGCUAAAUGAAGUAUAUAAGAAUGAAUAACAUAAAACUGUAUAGUAUUUUAAUACCUUUGUAAAUUUUUAUUAAAAUAAAACUAGCGAUAAACUUUUAAAAAAUAAUUAGAUUUACAUGCACACUUUGAAAAAAAAAGCACCCAGGAUGGACUCGUAAAUCCUAUGUAGAGACAGAGUUAUCAUAAAGAAGGUUGCCAGUGCUUUUCGAAUGAUAACAAUGAAAAUUAAUGUAAAACAAUUGAAGACAAUGAUUAGAAGCCCUAAAGCUUCUUGCAUGUUCCCUACCUUAAGACAGAUACAGUAGGACGAUUCUUUACAUGUUUAGGAAUUACUCUGGCUCAAAUCAUAUUUUGAAAGAGUACAAUUAAAAGGUGGACUUUUCUGUUUCCGAAGAAAUAAAUUCUAUUGCAAAUGAUUUCAGGAACUUAUGAUUGAUUAAAUUUGGGCCGUAGAAGCCUGAGCUGAAGAAGUUGGAGUGUUUGGACAACAAGAUAAAGAAAUCCAGAAAAUAAAGUUGUAGAAACUGAAAAGCCCAUGGUUGCACUGACAUAUAAAAGUAGAGGUGCUCGACAGCAAACAUGAAGUAUAGAAACGUGAAUGGAGGCAGCAGAAGGCUUGUGGCCAAAAGGGACGUUGCUGACACCCUUUAGUAAUGCGUACAGCAUGCUGAGAAAGGUGUAUUUUAAUAAUGAAGAACACCCGUUAGAUUGCUGGAAACUCUUCUCUGUUUGAAGCUGUUAAAUGACAGGUUGACAGUGUUCAUCACCGAUCGUGAACCUCAUUGAAUAUGAAAGCGAAACUUGAUCAAAAGCUUAGUGUUGUAUUUGAUGGCAAACUGAGUUUCAGUUUCAUGCGAAUGUAGGUUAAUCAUAAUAUCCAAGUCAGAUUCAGUGUAGAUUACACGUCAUUUCUGAGUUCCUGUAUGCCAUUCAAUUCAGUCUUUUUUCAGGUGAUUACCUUGAGCUGUUAACACAAAAAACCUCACUGAACUGCUAUAUUAGUUUGGAUACGAGUGAUUAACACACAUACACAUGUAAUCGUGGAUGAAUACAUUUAUGAAUAUAUUAUUGUAUGCAAUACCUGCAAUUUUAUCAAGCACUAAUUGUUCUUUUUUUGCUCAUAGCAAGCCAUUAUGUGACAAUUUUUGCCCAAAUGAUUAACAUGGCAACAUAAUAUUCUUAGCAAUGUACAGAUUCACUUUCACACUUUUAUAUUUCAUUCGAAGUAAUUUCAUGCACCCAUUGAAUUUUUUUUUUUUAUCAUCUUUUAUUUUUUUCCAAUAAAUGUUUUAUUGUCCUUCAUGUUUGUCACGAGCAUGAAACAGCGUGAUGAUUAUCAGGCCUUUGAAUAUUUUCUUUUCAUUAGCUGUAACAUUCUGAGUUGUGAUGUCUCGGAUCACUGUGCUUUAUAUUUGUAAUGAAAAAUAUCUGCACUA
Molecule: messenger RNA, 6142 nt
Organism: Macrobrachium nipponense
Lineage: Eukaryota; Metazoa; Arthropoda; Malacostraca; Decapoda; Palaemonidae
Product: pancreatic triacylglycerol lipase-like
Exons: 11
Coding region: 384-2204 (606 amino acids)
Biological process (GO): lipid catabolic process
Molecular function (GO): triacylglycerol lipase activity
Source: RefSeq, a predicted model, not a curated record